CCCCAGACGAACAAACGACCCCUAAGAAAUCCGCCACCUUCGGUUUAUAGUGCCGCCCGGCCUUCAAGAUUUAGCAAAAACCAUCGCCAGUUCCUCAUCCUCGGCAUCUUCCCGUCUCAUCGUCGGACGACGACGUCUUCCCUUUCUUCCUCUCCCCUUCUCCUCUCUCUCUCUCUCUCUCUCUCUCUCUCUCUCUCUCUCUCUGAUCGACACCCUUAACAUUAUUCUCGCGAUCAUUCUUGAGACCAGAGGGAGGGAUGUCACCGGCGCCUGGGGAUUACGUCUACUUCAAGUCGCAAGUCCCCCUUCACAAGAUCUUCAUUGAAAAUAAACAGUGGAGAUACUAUGAUUUUGGCCCCAAGACUGUACCUCCUCUUAUUUGUAUCCCUGGAAUUGCAGGCACUACAGAUGUCUAUUACAAACAGAUCAUGUCCCUUUCAAUGAAGGGUUACCGAGUGAUUUCUGUUGAUGUACCACAUGUUUGGAGUCACCAUGAGUGGGCUCAUGCAUUUGAGAAAUUCUUGGAUACACUCAGUAUAUAUCAUGUACACCUUUAUGGAACAUCACUGGGUGGAUUCCUUGCAUUAGUGUUUGCUCAACACCGUCCAAGGCGAGUUAAGUCAUUGGUUCUUUCAAAUGCAUUUUUGGAGACACACAAGUUUGCAGCUUCCAUGCCAUGGUCUUCAGUUGUUAACUGGACACCUUCAUUUUUGCUGAAGCGGUACAUCUUAUCAGGAAUUCGUGAUGGUCCACAUGAACCAUUCAUUGCUGACUCAGUAGACUUUGUUGUUGCACAGGUUGAGACUUUGACUAGGGAGGAUCUAUCAUCAAGGUUAAAGCUGAAUGUUAAUGUUGCAUCAGUUGGCCCUCUGUUGCUCUCAGAUUCCUUCAUCACUAUCAUGGAUACAAACGACUACUGUGCUAUUCCCCAACAGCUGAAAGAUCAAGUGAGCGAAAGAUUUCCUGGAGCUAGUCAAGCAAUCCUCAAGACCGGUGGUGAUUUCCCUUUUCUUUCUCGUUCUGAUGAGGUCAACCUGUACCUCCAGCUUCAUCUAAGACGGGUUGGGGUUGAAGCACAGCCAGACAAAGUACAAGAUAGUUUAGAAGAUGGAGAUGGUGAUGAUACCUCAAACUACGAUAAUCCUUCUGGACAUGGAGAAAGUGGUGCCACGGAUGAUCCUCAACAACCCGAACCUAUGGGACCCAGUGGCGCCAGUAACGGUAACCUUCAGCCUGAAUAUACGGGACCCAGCGAUCAUAGUUUAAAUGCCAACUUCUUGCGCAGAGAGACUGGCAGCAUGAAAGUACUUGAUUCCCUUAUCCAUUCUCGUGCAAGCUUCAUUUAUCGUCACAUUGUUGCAGUACAACAUUGUAAAAGUAUAAAAAUAUAGAGGAUAUGUUGUCAUAUAUAUGCUAAAACCAUAUUAUAUAAUUAAAUUGAUUGUUUGCAGUUUA
Messenger RNA from Musa acuminata AAA Group (dessert banana), 1455 nucleotides. RefSeq lists its product as uncharacterized. The coding region runs from base 258 to 1391 and encodes 377 amino acids. The transcript is spliced from 8 exons. Lineage: Eukaryota; Viridiplantae; Streptophyta; Magnoliopsida; Zingiberales; Musaceae. The record is from RefSeq and is a predicted model, not a curated record.